AUGACUAUCAGUAAAGACGCAGUUGACAAUCUCUCCUCGUCCUUCCCCAGGGAACGCAAAAGCAACUUCUACGACAGCAAGUAUUUGGCCGAGUAUUAUGAUCUCUGGACGCAAUCCAAGGGUGACGCAGUCGACCUCCGAUCGGAUGCCAAUGUCUACUUUUCUACGUUAAAAAUGAGCCUGCAAGUCCAUCAUAGAGGUGAACCCUAUACCAUCCUCGAUGUCGGCACCGGCACGGGGCGCGUACUCAUCAACCUGAGCGACGACGCCGCCGCCUCCGAUCUCGAUGUCUCUGAUGUCGAGCUCAUCGGGGUAGACAAGGAACAGACGAUGAUCGACCGGGCUCAAGCCGUGUACCUCGGUACCCCGUCAUUUAAAAAAUUCAGCCAUGUCUCCUGGGUGGUCGGAGAAGCCACCGGCCUCUCCACGCUCCCUGUUCUGUCUUCGAAGCAGGGCCAAAUUGAUCUGCUAUUAUUCGCGGUAGGAAGCAUUAGCCAUCUCACCAGUGUCAACGAGCCACAGCGCUUCUUCGCGGAAGCUGCUACCCUCCUGCGUCCCGGCUCAGGACGCGCAUAUAUCCCCAUUCAAUCCGAUCUGAUAUGUCGGGGCUCGCUGAGUGAAUGGAGACUCAAUGAGGAUACCUGGGCGGAGGUGCGGGAUACGGACGAGUUUGUCAGUCAGCUGUACCCGGGAGUUGUUUACAGGCAGUUUCCUAUCCACAGCUCUACUGUAAAGGAAGGAGUGAAGUAUGACAAGUAUAACUUUCAGGUGGUUGAGAGGGUUGGAUUGGAGGACAGGGUGGUUGAGAACAACGCUAUUGAGAUAUCUCUACGUAUUUGGGAGGUGUAUAAGCUGCUGCAAUGGGCACAGGAAGCAGGUUUGGUGUGUGUGGAAGAAUUCAAGAGUUCUCAUGAGGAUUACUUUGUUUUUAGAAAGGUUUGA
Aspergillus pseudoviridinutans is the source of this 942-nucleotide messenger RNA. Its product is annotated as class I SAM-dependent methyltransferase. The record is from RefSeq and is a predicted model, not a curated record. The coding region runs from base 1 to 942 and encodes 313 amino acids. Lineage: Eukaryota; Fungi; Ascomycota; Eurotiomycetes; Eurotiales; Aspergillaceae. The transcript has a single exon.